AUGGCGAAACCUCUGAUGGAAGAUCAGAAGAAGAGAAUGUCAUUAGUGGUAUUUAGGCCUAAAACUCAAGGCAGCGGCAAUGGGGGUUCCGUAAAACAAGCUUAUCAUCAUCGUCAAGUAACUCCAGAGAAGACGACAAUGAAGGUCCUCCUGCAGUUGAGGAAUAAAGUACCAAAAUCAUAUUCCGAGGAAGAGGAUAGUGAAGAAACUUAUUCAAGUAGUAAAUUAGGUUCAGACUACGGAAACAGCAGUUAUUCGCCACAGUAUGUUAGUUCUACUGCUGGGAAAUCAGCAGGUUCGCGUCUGCCUCGGUGGAUAACAACUGGGCGGAGAGGGCGGAAAGGCUCACGGCCAUCAGCAUCAGCAUCAGCGUCAUCAUAUAAUUCUGAGAAAGAAGAAGAGCCACCGUUUGGUGAUAUGGAAGCAGCCGAAGCUCUGUUGAUGUUGUCUAAGGGCCUUUCUCUUGAUGAAACCAGAAAGUUGCAAACAGAAACGGACAGCAUUGUUAAGUUUCCAGAGUACAACUUGAUAAAGAAGCGAAAAUUAGAAGACUCUGGUGUUGGCUAUGCAGAAGAACGAUUAAAGAUACCGAGAAUUGAGAAGGAAACUAAUAAUUACAGAGAUGAAUCCAGUAUGGAUACUAUGACUAAGAAGAAUGUAGAAGCAAUUCACAAGCAGGUACCCACAUUAUUAUCUUCUGCUUCUGGUAAUUUCAGGUGUGACAAUUGUGGGAAAUCAUUCGGUUGUUAUCAAGCUCUGGGUGGUCAUAAAUCAAGCUGCAACAGCAAUUACUUGAAAAGCGAAGGAGGCGAAUCUGCACCCCAAGGUUCAAUGAGAAAAAUGAAUAAUGAAUCAUCUAAAGAUCUCGCAAAUUCAGGUCCCCAUCAAUGCAAAUAUUGCGAUGAGAGUUUUUCUACUGGUCAAGCUCUUGGAGGACAUCAAAGGCGACAUAAAAGGGAACCAGUUGAGCUUCAUGUUAGCAGGUCAUCCGUUUCACCACCAAAGAACAUCAGUGGGAAUUCUUCAAGUCCAACUAACUCAUUGACAUCAGUUCAAGAAGCAGCUGAAGAAAAUGUAACCAGUAAGAAGAUUAUACUGUUAGACCUUAAUGAAGAUCCACCAAUGGAAGAGGAUGAUGAAGAUAUCCACCAAUGGAAGAGGAUGAUGAAGAUCCACCAAUGGAAGAGGAUGACGGAUAUAUUGGCUUCAGAUGUCCUGAACAACUGA
Messenger RNA from Papaver somniferum (opium poppy), 1227 nucleotides. Its product is annotated as zinc finger protein ZAT9-like. The transcript has a single exon. The record is from RefSeq and is a predicted model, not a curated record. Bases 1 to 1227 code for a protein of 408 amino acids. Gene Ontology annotation, molecular function: DNA-binding transcription factor activity. NCBI's taxonomy places the organism in Eukaryota, Viridiplantae, Streptophyta, Magnoliopsida, Ranunculales, Papaveraceae.